Molecule: messenger RNA, 552 nt
Organism: Diabrotica balteata
Lineage: Eukaryota; Metazoa; Arthropoda; Insecta; Coleoptera; Chrysomelidae
Source: the annotation of a GenBank genome assembly
AUGACACAGUUUUCUUCUAGAUACUCGCGUAAUGUUGUCGGAUAUGGCUCAGUUUCACCUAGAACCACUUGGGGAAAGUUAGUCACCAUCAUCUAUGCACUGAUAGGUAUCCCCUUGAUGCUGCUGUAUCUGUCUGCUACAGGAGAUAUCUUGGCUCGAAGCUUCAGACGACUAUAUGGAAAAAUGUGUGGUGUUUCGCCUAAGCAGCUGCAGUGUCCCUGUUCGAAUACAGUUAGAGUUCCAGUGACGUUGUGUUUAGUCAUAGUCUUAGCCUAUAUUUGUUCAGGAGCAGUUUUGUUUCACCGAUUGGAAAAUUGGUCUUUAUUGGAAGGAGCUGAGCCUCUGAUAGAAUAUUUCGUCCCCAGAAGCAUUAGCGAAUUCGAUCUGUCAGUAGCAGCAGAAGAUACGCCCAUCAGUAACACCUUUCUUCCUCUUACCGUUCGAGUACCUCGUAAAAUGUUCCCAAAGCAAAAAGAAAAGGUAGUUACGUUCGAAGACGAAAUGGCAUCUCGUCUGAGCAAAAAUCCCGAGCUUCAGGACGUCUUCAUGUGA